Messenger RNA from Lethenteron reissneri (Far Eastern brook lamprey), 3145 nucleotides. RefSeq lists its product as uncharacterized. NCBI's taxonomy places the organism in Eukaryota, Metazoa, Chordata, Hyperoartia, Petromyzontiformes, Petromyzontidae. The record is from RefSeq and is a predicted model, not a curated record. Gene Ontology annotation, molecular function: protein binding.
GGCCAGCAAAGCCGUGAUAUGAUUGGGAGGCGGCGAUACGGAGCGGUCGGUCGUGUGAUUGAUCGUGCGCUGUCGGGCUGGCCAGCAACGCGACGUUCGUGCUGGGCACCGUAGCGGAGGGCGCCCGCGGCUCGGAGCUGGUGCUGCGCGUGGCGCGGGAGUGCGACGCGGAGCGGCGACUUCGUGCCGGCGGCGGUGACUAUGGCGGCAGUGGCCUCCUGCAGCAGCUGAGCGCCAUGCUCGGCUGGCAGCAGCAGCACGAUGCCGUCACGAAUGCUGCCUGGCACCCUCGGCACCCUGGCCGAGAGUGCGGCGGGGAGGGAGUGGCUGCUCUCCGAGGGCUGCGUGGACAUGGUCAUCGAGCAGGUGACGGCGCUGCUGGGCGGCCAGGCCGGCUGGGCGGCGAGCAACGCCGCGCUGGUGCUGGCGCGCAUCUCCAUCAGCGAGGCCGGGUGCCAGCGGCUGCUCGCUCACCGCGACGCCGCCGCCACCCUCCAGCGGCUCGUCCAGUCCCUCAGCGUGGACAGCACAGGCUGUGGGAUGAACGCCGCGUUCGCCUUGGGCCGACUUUGUGACCUGCCCGCCGGCCGAGACCGUCUCCUGGGUCUGGGUCAGGCCGACAGCAUGAUCUCGGCGCUCUCCGCCAUGGUUUGCCACGGCGACCUCGGCUCCGGCAAGAACGCCUGCUUCGCCCUGAGCUGCCUCGCGUCGGACGCCGCCGGCCACGACCGCCUGUGCCGCCACCGCGGCUUCCCGGCAACGCUCGACCGCCUCGCCGCGCUGCUGGAGGCCGAGGAGCCCGAGGCUGCGUGGUUCGCUGCAACGUUGCUGAGGACGCUGGCGAGCCAGCCAGCUGGGGUGGUCUCCCUAAGGGCCCACCCGACCCUCCAACCCACGCUGCAGCGAGUGACCGCGAGCGAGGGUGCCGCGGGACCGGAGCUCCUGGAGGAGGCGUCGGUGACGCUGAGGAAGCUGCAGCCCCUCCCCCGGCCGCCCCCCCCGCGGGUCGAGGUGCUGGGCCCGCACGCCGUGCGCGCCUCCUGGGAGGCCUUGCAGCCCGAGAGCGGUGUCCGCGUCACCUACCGCCUGUUUGACCGGGGCGAGGUGGCCUACACGGGGCCCGACACGAGCUGCGUGCUCUCGGGCCUGGAGCCCCACACCGCGCUCAGCCUCUCGCUGCAGGCCCUCUCGCCGGGGGACGACGGCCCCCUGAGCGCGCCCGCCACGGCGCUCACCGACGACGGCCCGCCGGGCCCGCCGGACGACCCGCGGCUGACCGCGUGCGGCCCCACCCACGCCCGGCUCAGCUGGCGGCCCCCCCGCCGCCCCGCCGGCGCCGUGCGCUCCUACGUGGUGCUGCGCGGCGACGCGGUCGUGGCGACGACGUCGGAGCUUGGCUGCCUGGUGGGCGGCCUGCGGCCCGGCGGCGCCGUGGAGCUGGCCGUGUGCGCCGUGACGGGCGCGGGCCGGGGCGAGAGGGCGGUCGCGGCGGCGACGAUGCCCGGCGUCCGCGAGCACGCGCCGCGGCGGCUCGCGCUCGCCGCCGUGGGCCGGACCGAGAUCUCCAUUUCGUGGGAGCCUCCGUCGGCUCCGCUCGGCAGGUUCUUCAACUACGAGCUGCGCGUGAACGGCCGGGUCGUGUACCUGGGCACGGCGCGCGGCUUCGUGGUCCGCCGGCUGGCGCCGGGCUGCGAGUACACCUUCGUCGUGAGCGCCGUCACCAGCGAGGGGAAGUUCGAGAGCAAGGCGGCGACGCGCUGCAUCCCCGGGGACGAGCAGGAGGGCGCUGCGAGCCGCAACGCAGCGGUGCAGCACCAACCGGCGGAGACGAGCGGCCGCGCUGCCCGGGAGGCAGCCAACAGCAGCGGCGGCAGCAGCGGCGGCGGCGGCGACGAGAGCAGAGGGGAGAAGCCGAGACGAUCCAAGACCCUGCCGCUCCCCCCGCGGAGUGUCCCCCACGGGGGGGGCGAGGACGUGCACCCCAAGUCGCCCUGCGGCCUCGCCGACAAGGAGACGCCCACGCUCGCCCUCGUGCACAGGAAACGGUCUGCGAAGUCGGUUCCCUGCAGCCCCCAGCAGCCGAGCGAGGCUCCCGCCCUGGCGACUCAGGUCCACGCAAGGAGCCCGCGGGACGCCGAGACGCCACGGGAUGGCCACGACGGCAAAGCUCGAGAGGGGAACGAGCGAAGAGGGCAGGGGGCGGCGGACGACGGAGAGCGGGGCGGGCCGAAGGAGAAGGAGGGCAAGGGGGAGGCCGCCGAGCCGAGGUGGCGACGGAGCGAGAGCGGAGGAGCGGCGACAAAGCUCGCGGCCAGGCCGUCGCGCAAGGUGGCUCUGAACUUGGCCUCGGUGCUGGACUACGGCUCGCUGCGCCGCUCUCCUCUCGUGCACUGCUCGAGCUCGGACGCGAGCGACGUGGGAAGGUCGCCGGACGGCGCGUGGAGGGAGGACGCCUGCCGGUCGCUGGCCAAGGUGACGCUGCUGGUGGAGAGGGGCGGCUCCGCGGUGGAGAACCAGCGUCGCCGUCGUGCGGUGGCCGCCAAGCCUCUGCAACAGGCCUCAAAGUCGCCAGACGGCGCGUGGAGGGAGGACGCCUGCCGGUCGCUGACCAAGGUGACGCUGCUGGUGGAGAGGGGCGGCUCCGCGGUGGAGAACCAGCGUCGCCGUCGUGCGGUGGCCGCCAAGCCUCUGCGACAGGCCUCAAACAAGGCGACGAAUUCGACGCAGAGUCUGCCGAUCAUCGGCAAGUCCCAGUCUCUGCUCCCCAGCGCCCCCGGGACGCGGCCGUGCAGAGACAGCGGCGGGCUCGGCCUGCACGUCUACGACUGGAAGCUGUUGAGGAGGCGUGCCAGACUGGCAGAGCUCACAGCACCCCGAAUGAAACACUUCAAAGACAGGAUCCCUGUCACAACCUCCACGACGCCAGGGCAGGAGAAUCAUGGCACAGCGCUGCUCAUGCUCGGCAGCAGAUUCGCGGACAGGCGAGCGGCGGGAAAAGGUGACCGCACGACGCUCCUGCCGGGGCUCUGGGUCCCGGAGCUCAGCAACGUGGCGGGGGGCGAGCCCAGCGCCCUGCGCUACCCCUCCGCUCGGCAGAGUGCGCGGACGCACGCCUUCGGCCGAGACGCUUCUCUGUGAUCAUUGG